UAUUUAUGACGCGUGAUUCUGUUUCGCACUUUUUUCCGAUUUCGUGACUGGGGCUUCUGUAACAACUGCGCUGGUCUUGUUCUCAUCGUUACAUGCUGUGAAGUGUAUACUAUUGCCAGAGAUAACUACGCUCCUACGCUUCAACGUUCUGAGCACAUUCGUAUUCUGUCGUAGAGUUUUUCGUAUUGAUGAUCGCAUUGGGUCUGCUCCUGCGGCGUUAUUUUGGGGUCGUCUGUCUCUGGAAUAAAAGAAUAAAGGGCCGCGGCACACAAAGACAAACACAUCAAACACGUAGAGCAGUAUAAUUUCGGUUGAGAGAAGAAGACCAUGAGAAAAUCAUGUGAAUAGAAAAGUUUUUCUCGGUAGCAAUCCUGCAGUACGUACGUUGAUGAAAAAAAUGAAAUUUGCAGCUCCAAGUAGAACGUUGAUGAAGAAAAUACAAAUCAGGAAAGAGAGCUCGAGCUGUACUUCUAAAACUCUUCGGAAAUAAAUGGAUCUACGUACGAAAAGGAUUGUCUUUGUGAGUUUUUUCUCUCUGUACCUCCUGGUUUAUUUUCCCGAUGCGACUACGUACCGUAUCUCAAAAAAACACAGUGACCCAUUUUUUUCAGCAAAUCUCGUCCCCACUAGUUAGCACCCAGCCUACCCUUUAGCCCCUUUUUGAGUAGUUUCAUCCCUAGUAGCGACCUUUAUAGCGUCAGCAUCAGCGUCGGGUAUUUCAUCAACUUGAUUUGAAGACAAGGUGGGCACCCAACUACCCCUAGUAUCCUUUGGCGAGACAGAUUGCGGCUCUUUGUUCUUUGAGUACGAGUAGACGAGUCAGAGUCUGUGUCUAUCUAGUAGACGAGGACUAGUUUUGAAGAAGAUAAAGUAUCAGGACGUCGAGAGUAUUUUUGAACAAGCGGCCAAGCUACACAAACAUGACCUUCCGCAUUUCCCAGUCUACAACUUUCCAGUAAAAGUCCCAGAGCAGAGUGUAGGGACGACCUCUGUUGAGAGCAGGACAACAACUGGAGCUGCAUCAUCUACUACUUUCACCACCAGCAGACACCACUUGAGUAACAGUCAAUCGAAGAUCAACAUGUUGUCCCUCACCGAGCUGAAUUCCGGACUCCAGUUCUGGAUGGACAGUUGCGAGCACAAGAAUCACUGGGGCUGGCUUGUCUUCCACUACGCCAUACUCGUGGGCGCGUCGCAACCAAGUCCGAUCUGCGUGGUGUUAGCCGCGGUGAUAUGCGGCAUCUCCGAUGAGCAGUGGAAGACCUACGCGUUUGACUAUUUUCAUUUAGACGACAAGGACUUCGGGGUGCCCAUGCUCUACUGUGUCUGGGUGCCGUUGAUGGUGGCCGUGACGUACUGGAUAAACGGGGGCUUUCUGCUCGCGUUGGACUGGUCCAGGCCAGAGGUACAAAUACUUCUGUGGUGUGAUUGAAUACGUUUACCACUUUAUUUCUUCAGUUUGUCAUGCGCAGGGACAUUUUUUAUUCCCUCUGCUGAUGACAGUUCCGCAUGGCAAAUCUACAUCAAAAAAUUCCAUCAGGUUCUCCAGGGGUUUCGCCUCCAAGCGUCCAACAAGUUGACGAAGGAAAAAAUCCGCAAGUUGGUCCGGAAUAUCGCGAUAAACAUCUUCCUCGUGCUGCCCUUCAUCGGGUUCCUCUUUCUAGUCCUCCAGCUGAAAACGCCAUUAGGCUUGAAGCUCGAGCUAUGGAAAGAAAAAAGUUUGUCACAGUCACUAACUUGCAGGUUUUGCAUUACAAAUUUUUUUAGCAGCACAGUUUUUCCUUGUAUUGCAGAAACACUAGGGUAAUCCCCUAUGAAGCUUGGCUGUCAUGCAUUUUUACGCAUGACAGCCAAUUUUGUAUUGCAAAAAUGCGCAUGAGUGAUCGUGACGCUCUUUUUCUGUUUGAUACGAGCCAACACUCCCGAGCUACAUGAGCAGAGCCGUGCACACGUUUAUCUCCGUGUUCUUCGUCAACGAGGUGCUGUUUUUCUACGGGCACUGGCUCUUUCACGCGAACAAGUGGCUUUACAAAAGUAUUCUUGGCAGAUUUUUUUUUCUUGUUUCCAUCAAGUUCUAUCUAAAUCUAACUUCUUGGUUCUAUUUCCUUUUCGUUUUCAGCAUGAGAAAUUCACUUUGUUUUGCAAGAAUGGCAUGACAAAUCAAACCACAGACAUCCACAAGAUCCACCACGAGUUCACCGCCCCGAACGCUUUCGCCGCGAUCUACUGCCACCCGAUAGAACUUACGCAGUGCAAAAGUAUCGUACUCGUACUGAAACUGAUUGCGUUUGUGCAUUACAGAUCUUUUUCUCAAUGCAAAUCCGCAUUACAAAUUCAAUCUGUAAUGCUAAGUCAAUUUGUAAUGCAAUUUAUACUUAUUAGUACGAUGCUUUUGCAAUGCAUAGAACUCAUCGUCUCCGACUUCAUCCCCCUUGGGGUGGGCCCGCUGCUUCUCAACUCUCACGUCUACGUCUUCCUCUGUUGGGCGUUGUUCGCCGUGCUCGGAACGCAGACCCACCACAGCGGGUUCAAGUGGCCGUGGGCGAAAGGGUGGGACCAUCAGCCCGAGUUUCAUGAUCUACACCAUGCGAAAUUUAACGGAAACUACGGGAACAUCGGGUUUUUGGACUGGCUGCACGGAACUACACUGCACUUGCCAGUAAUACCGAAGACGGUGAAGGAGCCGGUAGACAAUGCAGCUACGGGUUCUACAUCUACUCCGGAUGCAAGUACAAUAGAAGGUGCUGCAGCUUCUAUAUCAUCAUCACCAACAGCGACAACAGGUCCUUCAACAACAGCCGCAAACACCGCGGAAGCUGCUGCAACAUCAGCGAGAAGUAGAAUAAAGCUCACAGAAAUGACGAUGAAGGAUAGGAGUGGGGCAAUGACCACGACGUCAGGCGCCGGGAGUAGAAGUUCGAGCAUCAGCACAACCACGCCGGAAGAUGGGAUUAAAAGUUCAGCGACGGCUGCGGUGAAGUAGGAAUUUCGAAAGUUGGCGGGGAGAAGUUUGCGCCGGAUUAGUUGUUGGAGAUCGAUGCGGAACGACCGAAGGAGCAUACGGAGCAGAAGAAGGUAGCGAGACCGCUUUGUCGCCGCCUAUAAUCUGCAGCUUUUUUUACUUCGACUACUCGCGGCGCCGCUUUCGAAAGGGAUUUUGUGUGCAGGAACCAUUGAUUCUUAUUUGAGGUCUGAAGGCGAAAAAGGUUUGUUGAUCUUCUUGUUACGAAGAUGCGACUAGGAUUAAAACCUGCCUCUGUUCAGCGACCUUUCAAGAAAAAACCGGAAAAGCAUGUGCUUUUGAAUUUGAACGCGAAGCGCAUUUUACUGAGUACGCCCGUAAGGAGUGCGUACUUGUUUAUCUCGUAAAGAUUUUCGUCUGUCCUAACGGCGACAAAAGAACAACUGAACAUGAUCGAGAAGUGUCUUCAAUUGUUGUUGUGGAGCUGUUUUUACAAUGAGCUGCCGCAGUUUUUUGAGUGUAUUGCCGUGUUCGCUUGCCAUCGUUCCAGAUGGACACUGUUAGUGAGGCGAGAUGAUAACUGGGAGAGCGACGCUGUUAGUGGCG
This is a messenger RNA of Amoebophrya sp. A120, 3568 nucleotides long. Lineage: Eukaryota; Dinophyceae; Syndiniales; Amoebophryaceae. The record is from the annotation of a GenBank genome assembly.